Molecule: messenger RNA, 744 nt
Organism: Meloidogyne enterolobii
Lineage: Eukaryota; Metazoa; Nematoda; Chromadorea; Rhabditida; Meloidogynidae
Source: the annotation of a GenBank genome assembly
AUGCAGGUUUUUGUAACUUUACGAGGAGCUUGUAAUUUACAAAUAGCUUUAAAUGCUUUUUCUAUUUGUAUCCAACAAAGUAGCAGUUUUGUUACUUUAGUUGUUGUAGUAAGUGGAACAAAUUUUAUUCCUCUUGGAUAUUGUGGAAUUAUACAGGCAAUUCCACUCUUUUGUACAAUUUUUACUAAUGGAAUAGCAUUCUCAAUUGGUGUUGACCGCCUUUUAAGUGUUGCUUUUCCAAUAUGGUAUAUGGUACAUGAUAAAAAGAAUUAUUUAAAUAUAAUAAUUAGUUUUUGUUGUUUAUAUGCUUUAAUUGUGCCCAUAUGUGGAAUUAAUAUUUCUUUAUCAAAUCCGGAAAUAGAUCCAAUGCAAAAAGAUGCUACUUGGGUAGUAAUUAUGUUACUCUCAGUUAAUUUAUCUUCUGUUUUUUGUUAUAUUUCUGUUUGGAUUAUUUUAAUGUUUAAAGAUUCAAUGAAGAAAACACAAUGUAAAAUUUUAAAUAUUCUCUCUAUAAAAAUCUUAAAUAAAAUUAAUUUAUUCUCAUUUCUAGUAAAUGUAUUUAAAUCCCUUUCUGUUAUUUUAUUAAUGGAAAUUUGUGGUUGGAUAUCUAAUUAUUCAAUUCGUUUAAUUAUUGGGGCAGCUAAUCUCCACACUUUAAAUUCCUGGUAUAUAAUUAAUAUAACAACAAUUAUGCCUUAUAUUGCUAUGAGUUUGUCUCCUGUUUCUUUAUAUAUUUUUAGGUAA